AUGGGCAGAAUCGAUACUCACAUUCACGCUCUUCCUCCGGCGUACGUUGCUGCGGUCGAAGCGGCCGGGGGUGAUCCAUCAGGCUUCCCCUCGCCAGAUUGGUCCUUGGAAGCCACCUUCAGCUCGCUGAACUCAAUCAGCACAUCCAUCGCGAUAUUGUCAGUGUCGGCGCCGGGACCCUCCAUCGCUGGCGCAGGUGCCGCGGGCCGCAAGCUGGCUCGAGAUCUGAACCAGCAUCUGGGCAACCUUACUACGAACCCAAAGUCCGAGCAAAGACUCGGGUUCUUCGGUGCGCUUCCGGAUUGGCAAGAUGUUGAAGGCACUCUCGCCGAGCUCGACUUCCUUUUCGGGGAACAGAAGCUCUGUUUCGGCGUUACCGUCUUCACGUCUUACGGUGACAGACUGCUCGGCCAUCCUUCCUUCAAGCCGAUCUGGCAGAAGCUUCAGGCCUACAAGGCGUUGGUGUUCACGCACCCAACGUCCCUCGAUGUGACACCCAAGUUCAUCGCGGACAACCUCCCACAACCCAUCGUUGACUAUCCCAUGGCAACCACCCGCAUGGCGGUAGACCUGGUGUUGACUGGAACACUGCGUGCUUGUCCCGACGUCGACGUCAUUUUGUCCCAUGCUGGAGGCACUCUACCCUUUCUUGCGAACAGGGUUAUGGGUUCUUUGAAGAUACCGUCGGUCGAAGAGAUGCUUUCAACAGACUUCGACACGGCCGAAGCUGACUUUGCUCGCUUCUACUACGAUACGGCCUUGAGUACUAGUCCAGCCCAGCUACUUGGCUUGCUUGAAUCUGCAGAACCAUCGCAUGUUCUAUUUGGAUCCGACUUUCCGUACUGCCCCCAGCCGGUAGUUGAGAUGCAAACUCAGCUCUACGACAACUUCGUUGAUACCAACCCUCGAGGGGCGGUAAUCAAUCCUGAAGUUCUUCGACAAAACUCGAAGGCUCUUCUGACCAAGCACCAGCAAAAAUGCAACAUAAAUUGGGACUACGAUGCUAGCACUGGGAGGGAGACAAAGAUUUGA
This is a messenger RNA of Colletotrichum chrysophilum, 1032 nucleotides long. RefSeq lists its product as uncharacterized. The record is from RefSeq and is a predicted model, not a curated record. Bases 1 to 1032 code for a protein of 343 amino acids. Gene Ontology annotation, biological process: secondary metabolic process. The transcript has 2 exons. Gene Ontology annotation, molecular function: hydrolase activity; carboxy-lyase activity. NCBI's taxonomy places the organism in Eukaryota, Fungi, Ascomycota, Sordariomycetes, Glomerellales, Glomerellaceae. Gene Ontology annotation, cellular component: cytosol; cytoplasm.